Quercus lobata is the source of this 1940-nucleotide messenger RNA. It is a transcript of the gene MYB17, whose product is annotated as myb domain protein 17. NCBI's taxonomy places the organism in Eukaryota, Viridiplantae, Streptophyta, Magnoliopsida, Fagales, Fagaceae. Bases 629 to 1579 code for a protein of 316 amino acids. The transcript has 3 exons. The record is from RefSeq and is a predicted model, not a curated record.
UUCUCUCUCUCUCUUUGGAAACCAUUCUGUCUUCUGUGUUAGAAUAGUAAGAUGCACCAUAAAUGCUUUCACUAUCAGCUUCUACAGUGCAGUCUCUCUCUCUCUCUCUCUCUCACAUAGCAGUUCUGUGCAAUUUAAAACCUCAAAAAAGAAGCAAGUCCAUUAACUCUCUUAACAUUGUUUUGUGCAAAAUUUUCUCUCAAUGAUGAUUCAAUUUCUCAAUGUCUCUGUACCUAGCAUUUAUUGCAAAAGCCAGCCUAAAACUCGCUGAUAAUCGUCCUUGCAAGCCCACAACAUUUAUUGCCACUUUCGAAUUCCCCUUAGAAAUAUACUGUCAUAAGUGUUUUUAGCAUUUAUAGCUUCUCUCUCUGCAAUUUUUCUCUGAAAGUUUCUGUCUUUAUAAGUGUUUCUUGGCGCUUGUAUGUGUUGGACUGUUGGUGUUUGCUACUAGUGGUGUCUUAAGGUCUGGUGAGUUUUAUUGGGUCAUAAGUUUUUGGUGUUUUGUUGGUGGUGGUGUUGAUCCCUUUAGAGGGUCUUCUUGGAUCUUUUAUUUGUUAGUGUUUUGUGGUGGUGGAGUCUGACACUGUGGGGCUUUUGGGUUGUUUUGGUGUUUAGUGAGUGAAGGGAUAUGGGAAGGGCACCUUGUUGUGACAAAAAGGGUUUGAAGAAAGGGCCAUGGACUCCUGAGGAGGAUCAGAUUCUGGUUGAUUUUAUCAAGAAAAAUGGUGGGCAUGGGAGCUGGAGGUCUCUCCCCAAGCUUGCAGGUCUUCUUCGCUGCGGGAAGAGUUGCCGGCUUAGGUGGACAAAUUAUCUUCGACCAGACAUUAAACGUGGUCCCUUUACUCAAGAGGAAGAGAAGCUUGUCAUACAGCUUCAUGGCAUUCUUGGGAACCGGUGGGCUACUAUUGCUUCUCAACUACCAGGUAGAACUGACAAUGAGAUCAAGAAUUUAUGGAACACACACCUGAAGAAGCGACUCAUGGGCAUGGGCCUUGAUCCACAAACACAUGAGCUCAUUAGCUCUUGCUCUACGACUGUAAAAGCACCUGCCUCCCCUAUCACUCGCCACAUGGCGCAAUGGGAGAGUGCUAGGCUUGAAGCUGAGGCCAGGCUUUCAAGGGAGUCAUCACUCUUCAAUCCAAUUCCUCUGGGAAAAACUGAUUCUGACUAUUUUCUUCGCAUUUGGAACUCGGAAAUUGGAGAAUCAUUUCGAAAGUUCAAUAGGGAGGAUAAAACUGCAUGCCAGAGUCCAGUUUCUCAGGCGUCUUCAUCCACAAAAUGUGGAUCAAUCUCAGCCAUUACAACUGAGAUUAGCCCCAUUUUACUGGGAUCCUCAAUUGCGGGAAGCAAUCAAAAUGAAGAUAAUGAGUGCAAGAGUUGCAAAUCCUACCCUGAAGAAAUGAUGGUUGGGUAUGAUACCUCAAGCUCUGAUGAAUUAGAAGAUUCAUCGGACAGUGCAUUACAGAUGCUGUUGGAUUUCCCCAUUAACAAUGACAUGAGCUUUUUGGAAGAAGACAUAGAUAAGUACUCUACGCCUUCUGCCAUGUUGACAGAAAACUCAUUCAUCUGCCCCCUCUGAACCAUGCCUCAAAUGCUUGCUAUGUAUUUUGAAGCCUCUGCUACCUGAAGUUUGUCCUGAUUUUUUUUUUUUUUUUGGAAUUUAAGCUGUUAAGGAAUUGAGAGAGCAAAGAGUUGAGCUAAUUCAAAGUGUACUUCAGUCAGUUAUUUGGCUGAUUACAGUUAGAAAUGGUGCUUUACCAUUUUACCAGGUUUUGUUUAUUAGAUCAGGCCUGUUAUUCAGUAUAUAUAGGACAUACAUAUUCCUCUCUUUCAUUAAGAAACUCCAGUGCCACACAAGAGUCUUUCUUGUACUCAAGUGGUGUCCAUGUUAUAAUAUGGAUGCUCAUCAAUAUUAACUAUUAUUAUUGUUAUUAUUUUUA